AUGGCCUCAACGGUGACGCAUAUAUUCAAAUUCAAAAUUCGAGAGGGAAGCUUAAUUGCAUUUGGCAUAGUGGAGCUAACUGCAAGGAAGCAUGAUCAGAGGUCAUGGAGGGAUGAUUCAAGUAGUUUUGUUGUUGUAAACUUCUACGAGGCUGAAUUGGAUCAUUUUUGGAAUUAUGACAGCAACAAAGAUUCCGUACUGCAAGUGAGCAAGAGAGACUAUGUGACCUGCAACACCUCGAGCCCCAUUGCAGAGUACAAGGACGGCAACACUAAGGUGAGACUCGACAAAGCAGGACCAUUCUACUUCAUUAGUGGAGCCGAGGGACACUGCGAGAAGGGACAGAGGCUGAUUGUUGUGGUCAUGUCUGAGAGACAUAGGAGGCACUUGGGAAUUGCUCCGGCACCAUCUCCUGCUGAGUUCCAAGGUCCAGCCAUUGCACCCACUAGCGGUGCCACCAGGUUCCAGGGCGGUUUAGUGGUGGUGACAUUGGUUGUUUUGGCUGGGUUGGGUUUGAUGUGGUGA
This is a messenger RNA of Camellia sinensis, 525 nucleotides long. The record is from RefSeq and is a predicted model, not a curated record. Lineage: Eukaryota; Viridiplantae; Streptophyta; Magnoliopsida; Ericales; Theaceae.